AUGCGGUUCAAUGUGCGUUAUGAAGCAGCACGGACGGACACAUUGUGGCAUUCGCACGUGAACGCCACUGUGAUCACCGGAAUUGCUGUUCAAGAAAAUGACAGCUCUAUAGUGCAAGUGUUUGCACGCAAACCGAUGCGUCGUUGGCGUUACCGCACUGAUGUCUAUGUCGAUGGGGUUCGACGAUUCUUUGACAAACCACAUUGGAAGUACCAGCAGUUCAGAAAUGUGGAUCUGCGCAAUCCACUGCAGAAUAUGAAUCAAUCCGAGAUAAUCAUCAUGCUGAAAUCCGGGGUCGGUAUUCAGCCAGGUGUCUCAGCCUCUUCUUCGCUAAAUGCUCUAGGACGGUACGACGCGUUGCUACACGACGUUGGGGCUAUU
This is a messenger RNA of Ostertagia ostertagi, 381 nucleotides long. The record is from the annotation of a GenBank genome assembly. Lineage: Eukaryota; Metazoa; Nematoda; Chromadorea; Rhabditida; Trichostrongylidae.